CAAAGUUAAUACAUUACGCCCCAUAUUAAUCGUAUGAAGGAAAUGGCUUACUGGUACUUCAUGUCUCCUUUCCUCUUCUUCUUGGUUUUUGAUGGUCUAAACCAUGUCUGUGCUCUGGAAGCUGGAACCAGAGGAAAGAAAAGCGCAUUGCAGCCACAAGACAGCAGCAAUAAUCUGAAGAGACAUGAGUCCUGGCCAGAUUCUCCCAGAUCAGGCCGCAAACAUGGCAUACAGAGGAAAGACAAGGCCAACACCAUGGUAACCAAAGUACUGGAGACAGACAGACCAGAUGAGGACAGUGUGGGAUUGGAGAGUCUGACUCCAGUGCGAGUGGAGACAGACAGUCUGGAAAGAACAGCAGUAAUGCCACAGGAGCGAGUUACGGGCCAGAAAGGUCAAUUUUAUCCUCGAGAGCCAGAAUAUCAUUCAGCAGGAGAGCCUACAAAUAAAGGGAAAAAGCAUAAUAAAGACCAUAAGAAACCAAAUCGGAGGGAGCGAGCCCGACACAGUAAGGGGAAACUGCCGGGCAGUGAGUUAAUCCCAUUUUUAAAGGAUCUGACACAAAGCAAGGAGACAGAUGAGCCUUCCACAAUGCCCCUGCCAAUGUCCAGCACCAUUGUGACCAGUACAUUGCUGACUACCAUCACGACUGAGGAAGCACCAGCAACAAAGCCGAGGAGCACACGACAACAGGCUGGAACAAGAACAGCUGCUGAGGUGAAUCCCACCCUCGACAUGACACUCUUUGAUUGGACAGAUUAUGAAGACAUGAAGCCAGAUAUUUGGCCUUCAGCAAAGAAAAAAGUAGACAAGCAUCGCAGCAAGAACCUGAGUAAUGGGAACCUCACCUCAAUGGCUGAAGUGGAACCAUGUGAUCAUCACUUGGACUGCCUACCUGGUUGGUGUUGUGACCUCCGGCAGCACAUCUGCAAAGCCCACAACCGCGGCCUCAACAACAAGUGCUAUGAUGAUUGUAUGUGUGCAGAAGGUCUUCGCUGUUAUGCCAAGUUCCAUCGGAAUCGGAGAGUGACCCGCAGGCGAGGACGGUGUGUGGAACCAGAAUCUGUUGAUGUCGAUCAUGGAUCAUUUAUUACGGUCUGAGCAGACAUCAUAAGGAACCCAGCUGUUUUGACCCACACAGCCAGUCAAUCCUCAUCCGAUAACAACAGUGAAAAUCUUGAUGGCUCCAAGAAUGCCUGUGACUGCCCUGAUAGGCGAUGCCACAUCUGGAGCUGUCUGGAAUAAGAUUCUUGCAAUCACCCAGUCAUGUCUGAUGAAAAUAUCCCUAUUUACACCCUACACUCCAAAACCAUAAUCCAUCAAAUCCCAACAAUACCCAGAAUCCACUACCCAACUAUGAUAAUCGAAUCCCCUACUGGUUUAUAUUGUCCCAUUCGACUCAUUUGUUAUUUGAAACAACCCUGCUUCUCGUACCCACACUAAAAUUGCAUUUGUAAUACCAUACUUUUAUAAACAGUUUUGAAUGUUAUUUAGAAAAAUGGUGACUAACACAAUAUUUAGCAAUAAUACCUUGUCUACAAGGGUUUCUUGUUAUCUUUGUAUUCCUCCUUAUAUCUUUUUAUUUUCUAAGAAUCUCCCUACAGUUCUCUCCCAACAGCUUUACUUGAGACAACCUCCCAUCAGGUAUUACCCUUCUCUUAAAAAGUUGUCACCAUUCCUAAUGGUCAUUCUCUUGAAAUCAGAUGUUACAAUGUGUCUUCUGCUUUAAACUUAUUAUUGAUAUUACUACAAACCUGCAAUAUUUCACCAACUUUUUUGAAUAAAUGUAAUUUAAACUCACAAUAAAACCAGACUUUUUAAAACACAAUUUAGGCUCCUGCACAGCCUAAAGCCGUGAUCAUUUACUGUAUAAUAAUUGAAUUGUUUAUAGUUAAUCAAUCUGAAAUUUUUCAUUUGAUGUUUACUGAGCUACAUCUCUGUAGGUGCUGGUACCAGCCCGUACCUUGCCCAAGCGACUGUUACCAUGUAUGAGUCUAAACAUCAAAUAUUGGUAAAUUAUUUGUGGACUGUUUGAAUGUGAAGGGCAACAAAAACUCAGUACUUUUCUCACCUGAUAACUGGGUGUAUAUCCAGGAGUGUCUCCAGAUAAUAAGAAGAAUCAGAAAAGCUGGUUGAUGUUAUACAGAUAUGUAGAAGCUUUAUCAUAACAUCCACUGAAUAGAUGACCCUUGUUUUCAAAGCACUACUGUCAUUUCAACUUAAUAUAACUUAUAAUUAAUUACUUUUUUCCAGCAAUGUUCUCCAAAUAGUUUUAAACCCUUGUUAUAAUUUGUGUUGUAAGAGGUAAAGUUGGAACUAGGAGUAGAAAGUACUGAAAACACUGAGCUGGUCAGUCUUCAUCUGUGGUAAGAACAGAGAUUUGUCAUUUUGAGUAAAGGUAUUUCAGAUGCGCAACAGUGUCUGUAACAUUUUACUUCUUGUACAAUGUUAAAACACAGCCUUUCUAUGACUCCGGUAUAGAUGGGCAUAGGUGCAGCUCUUAUGUUUUUGUAUUAGGACAGUCCAAUUUAGAUAUUGCAGUAAGGGUCAGGGUUGUGAUGUGAGAAUCUCUACUUUGAAUAACCGUAAAACUGAGAGAAUAUUUAACUUUUUUUAUAGAUACAUUGUCACAUUAUUAUAGUUAGUCACUGUGACAACCAUCUGACUUGAACAUAUAUUGCUGUUUUUCAUCAUUGUUGGGUCAAAAUCUUGGAAGUCUGUACCUAACAACAUUGUGUGAGUAUUUUCAUAGACAGAUAGUAAUGAUUCAGGAAGACAAAUUACCAUCACCAUCGAAAGAGCAUUUAGUGAUGGGCUAUAAAUGCUGGUCUUGCCAGCAAUGCUAUAUCUCAAAAAGAAAUGUAAAGUCUUUGCAGACUGUAUGUCAUAUUGUUAUAGUUGCAUUGUCUGUUAUAGUUACAUUUUGUGUUGUGCUGCAUGUGAAUUUAUAGCAAUGGAAUGCAUGACGAAAGAAUGAUAAUGUAUCAGAUUUUGCACUUUUGUUUUCUAUUUAAUUUUAAUA
Molecule: messenger RNA, 3022 nt
Organism: Rhincodon typus (whale shark)
Lineage: Eukaryota; Metazoa; Chordata; Chondrichthyes; Orectolobiformes; Rhincodontidae
Gene: draxinb
Product: dorsal inhibitory axon guidance protein b
Exons: 7
Coding region: 34-1101 (355 amino acids)
Biological process (GO): axon guidance; Wnt signaling pathway
Cellular component (GO): extracellular region
Source: RefSeq, a predicted model, not a curated record